Molecule: messenger RNA, 2281 nt
Organism: Maylandia zebra (zebra mbuna)
Lineage: Eukaryota; Metazoa; Chordata; Actinopteri; Cichliformes; Cichlidae
Product: interleukin-1 receptor type 2
Molecular function (GO): interleukin-1 receptor activity
Source: RefSeq, a predicted model, not a curated record
UUAUAUAAACAACUCCUCAAACGCAACAACACAAGUCACUCAUGAGGAAUGAGGAGGGAGGAAGCUAGAUCGUGAGAGAAAGAGAAAGGGAGAAGCAAGCAGAGGAAAAAUCUGAGGCAGAGUAAAGUCGUUAAUUUCUGCUGAUCAUUGAUGGGUUUUAAAGGCUCUGCCAUGGACUUAAGUCUAGUUCUGGUAAGCUUUGUGUUUUUCUUCGGGCUGUGUGGAAUAUGUAGAGGAUCUGAAGAGGAGAACUGUACUGACUACAAACUCCAGUUUGAGAGGGUUUUCUCUGUUCCUGGAGAUGUGGCUAUGCUGAGAAGCACACUGGUGUCCUCAGACGUCUUUGAUUUCAAAACUGUCCCGUACAACAUCACGUGGUACAACUCGGUGUCAGGCCAAGAAAUCAGCAGUCAGACUGGUCACAUCCUGGUGCACGAGGAGACUCUGUGGAUUCUCAAUGUAACCAUGAAUGACAGUGGGGAUUAUGUGACCAUACUGAGGACUCCUUCCCACUGCUACAGGGAGGCCAGCCGACUGGUGGUGGAUGAAAGACCUACAGGAGAAUGUGGAAGGCCGAGGAAAGCUUAUCAGCAACUUACAAAAGGAGUCACUGACAAUCUGAACUGCCCUCUGAAGAAUGAAAUGAAUAAGCUGAACAGCUACAACAUCUCUUCCUCCAUCAAGUGGUACAGAGGUUGUGACCCCAUAGAGGACGGAACAGGCAGCUAUGAGUACUGGGGCACCAGACUGAAAAUUACCAGUGUGGACCUUCAACACAAAGGCACCUAUACCUGUACUCUGACAUUCACCCUGGGUGGCAUCAAAGGAUCUGUGUCAGAGACUAUUAGCGCAGAGGUCAAAGGGGAUUACUCUUUGGUUCCACAAGUGCAUGAACCCUCCAAUGAUGUAAUCAAAGCACAGAGCGGGUACAACUUCAGUAAAAGGUGCCUGGUGUUUGUGCCGGGUGUUGGGAAGCCUAUCGUUGAUAUUUAUUGGUUGGACAAAGAUGGAUUCUUUGAGACUAACACCUCUCACCGUGUACACAUGUUAGAACAGCGUUUGCUGCCCCAAGAUGGCUCCAGUAAAGGUGCGUGGUUAGAGACCUGGCUGAUAUUUUCUGAGCUGAAGGAGGAGGACUUCAACAUAAACUACACCUGCCAUGCGUACAGUGACAGGGGCUUUCCUGAAAGAUAUUUCAGUCUGCAACCAGCAGAUUCAAACAUCACCGUUGUAACUGGUGCCUGACUGUAACGCACAGUAACCAAACUGAUGCAUCAGCAAAGUACUCCAUCUUUAUCAGGUUUGCCUGUAAAAUCCACUUAUAAUGGCUGCUAAUCAGCAAAUGAAUAAUUUUGUUAAUUAUUGAGGUUGUAGUUUGCAGUGGGGAUUUACUGGAAUGAAUUAACCAAAUAUAAACAAUGUUUUCUUUGUAACGUGGGAAAAAUGUAAUAGAGCUGUUGUGUUGUACUGCACAAGAUAUUACUACUGCAAUCAGUGUCCACUGUAUAUACACAUAUAUAUAUAUAUAUAUAUAUAUAUAUAUAUAUAUAUAUAUAUAUGCAAUAAAUAUUCUGAGCAUGUUGUUCAGUAGACGAGUGUUGUGUUAAUUUACAAACCUUUAUAUCUACACAUUUAAACGGCAAACCUAGCUAUCCUAAAAGAAAGUGGUUUGAGAAAAUCUUCAAGGUGACCUGAAUGUUUGACUUAGUGCAAUGUACCAGUCAUGAUGUUUUGUUGCUAUAAGUUAAGGUUUUCAUAGGUGGUAGUGAGACAAUCUUUCUUAUAUGUGUAGUCACACCUGAAAAGGAAUUGAUAUUACAGGGCCAUCGUUACAUGUGUUAUGAAAAUUAUCACUGAACACUUGGACAUUUGCUGGGUUAAUGAAGUCCACUGAGCAGGUUGGGGAGGAGAGGAUGUUGUCUAAGCUAACAUCCAUCAUGGACAGCCCCUCCCACCCCCUGCAUGAGACUGUACGAGCACUGAGCAGCUCGUUCGACAGUAGACGUUUACACCCACGGUGUAGGAAGGAGCGCUACCAACAGGUCAUUCUUACCAACAGCUGUCAGACUCUGUAACACAGUUUAACAAUUUUUUGGUUAUCUUACUCAUCAGCUUGUUUGUUCACUGUACAUGCAUACGAACUUCAGUUGCUUAUGUGUAUAGGACCACUUUGUGUCUUGCAUUUAUAUUUUAUAUCCCUCUUGCUAUAAGAUCUGUGUAACCACCAAAUUUUCUUAUUUGUGGGAUAAUAAAGGUUUAUUCUAUUCUAUUACCAAGGUGA